Molecule: messenger RNA, 1046 nt
Organism: Anastrepha obliqua
Lineage: Eukaryota; Metazoa; Arthropoda; Insecta; Diptera; Tephritidae
Gene: Arf51F
Product: ADP-ribosylation factor 6
Exons: 5
Coding region: 330-857 (175 amino acids)
Biological process (GO): intracellular protein transport; vesicle-mediated transport
Cellular component (GO): cytoplasm
Molecular function (GO): GTPase activity; GTP binding
Source: RefSeq, a predicted model, not a curated record
AAUGUGGUAUUUUAUGAAGUUUAAUAAAGGCGUGUGUCGAAAAUGAGUGAAUGUUAAUAGAAAAAAAGAGAUCUGAUAGUAUUGAAAAUGUAAAUUAAUAUUUAAUGAAAGAAAUUAAAGUUUUAAUGUAUUUAUUACCUUAAAAGUAUGGGCCAGAGCAGAUAUUGUUAAAUUUGGCGAUCACUUUUUGGAAUUUGAAGUGACGUGUAAAGGCAUCGGUGGCAUUAAACAUUACAUUGGAGUAUUAAGGUUGAAAAUUGUUUAUCAGGGGAUGUUUUUUUCUCCAUAUUUAUUCGCAGAUAUAUUGCAGCAGUUGAUGACGCUCCACAAUGGGGAAACUACUUUCUAAAAUAUUUGGCAACAAGGAAAUGCGGAUUUUAAUGCUUGGUCUAGAUGCCGCAGGCAAAACAACAAUUCUGUAUAAGCUUAAAUUGGGACAGUCUGUUACGACAAUUCCAACGGUAGGGUUUAACGUCGAGACUGUAACCUACAAAAAUGUAAAAUUCAACGUGUGGGAUGUGGGCGGCCAAGAUAAAAUUCGACCCCUAUGGCGGCAUUACUACACAGGUACGCAAGGCCUAAUAUUUGUAGUUGAUUGCGCUGAUCGCGACCGGAUAGAUGAAGCGCGAACGGAACUUCAUAGAAUAAUUAAUGAUAGAGAAAUGAGAGACGCCAUUAUUCUGAUAUUUGCUAACAAGCAGGACCUUGCAGAUGCAAUGAAACCACACGAAAUUCAGGAGAAACUAGGUUUAACUAGAAUAAGAGAUCGCAACUGGUAUGUUCAACCAUCAUGUGCAACCACAGGAGAUGGCCUUUAUGAAGGUUUAACAUGGCUAACUUCCAAUCAUAAGUUAUGAAAAAUAUUAAAAACAAAUUAGAGAAUUCAAUAUAAGAUACACAUGCUUACCAUGCUUUUUAGCAAACGAACAACAGUAGUAAUUAAGAGAAAUUUGUAAAUUAUAAUAAAGAAAAAUUAGAAGGAGUUUGUUUGAUUAUAUAUACGUUAAAGAGAUAAGUUACAUAAAUCAUAUAAUUUGUAAAUAUAU